CCCAACCACAACCCCAACCAGCUACACAUAUUGAGUCCAUGGAUACGUGAAACCUCCACCUCUUCACACUCCCCAACCCCGCCCCACCCAACCCAAGACCUUACCCAGCAACUCAUCCUCAACCACAAAGAACCACCUCAAAUCCUCCCAAAUGGACCUCACCGACCCCGCCCACAACCUAGGAACCUUCCGCACGCGCCCGCGCACCAGCCGCUCCGGCGACCAAGAACUCCCCUGGAAACUGAUCAUCCCCGGGGUCGACGACAACGACUACGAUAAACAAGAACAGGAACAGCAACAGCAACAGCAACCGCAACCGCAACCGCAACCGCACAGCUCCCCCAUACUCAAACCCACCGCCACCACCAGAACCACCGGCGGGUCCCACGCCUCAUCCACAGAAUGGUCCGCCCGCAUCACCGGGGAAGUCCUCAGCAGCAUCGGCAAGAACAGUAUUCUCGUUCCGCCGCGACCAUCAUCCCAGCAGCAACAGCAGCAGCGCUCGAGAUCCGCUCCAGCGCCCGCACCCGCACUGGCACCGGACCUAGAUUCAGAUGCGGUGUCUCCGAAGUCGAAGAACAUACCGGGAGUUGGGCAAGGGCAAGGGCAAGGACAUGGACACGGACAAGGGGGAGGAAGAGGGAGAGAAGAAGGAAGUAGCAGGACCACCACGAUACCCCUCCUCAACCCCAACCUAGGCCCAGCCCGACCCCUCCCCCGCCGAGGAGGAUCUACUACAGACGUCGCCGGCGGCGGCGGUAGCGGUAGCGGCAGGACCCCGUCCCCGCUUCCCCCACCACCUCGCGCGAAAAUCGAUCUUCCGGGGUUACCUCCGGGGUCGAGCCGAACAGGGUCGAUUGCAUCCCUGAUGCGGGGGAAGGAGCCAGACCCAAAGCAGCAGGCCGAGAAAGCCAGCCCCUCGACGGAGGGUGCAGUUGCAACGCAGCCCGAAACUCCGAGCAGGCACGAGAGCAAGCACGAGGACGAGGAGGCGGAGAUCGUGAUGUUUAGUACGGCGUAUCCGGGGCAGGAGUGGAGGCCGGUGGGGUUUAUGGAGGCGUCGGGGUGGGGGAUGAGUGAUUGA
This is a messenger RNA of Aspergillus uvarum CBS 121591, 1084 nucleotides long. RefSeq lists its product as uncharacterized. The coding region runs from base 152 to 1084 and encodes 310 amino acids. The transcript has a single exon. The record is from RefSeq and is a predicted model, not a curated record. Lineage: Eukaryota; Fungi; Ascomycota; Eurotiomycetes; Eurotiales; Aspergillaceae.